Helianthus annuus (common sunflower) is the source of this 3178-nucleotide messenger RNA. Its product is annotated as valine--tRNA ligase, chloroplastic/mitochondrial 2. NCBI's taxonomy places the organism in Eukaryota, Viridiplantae, Streptophyta, Magnoliopsida, Asterales, Asteraceae. The coding region runs from base 124 to 3024 and encodes 966 amino acids. Gene Ontology annotation, biological process: valyl-tRNA aminoacylation. The record is from RefSeq and is a predicted model, not a curated record. Gene Ontology annotation, cellular component: cytosol; cytoplasm. The transcript is spliced from 27 exons. Gene Ontology annotation, molecular function: aminoacyl-tRNA deacylase activity; valine-tRNA ligase activity; ATP binding.
UAGUAAUGAGGUAACACCAUUUGUGGAGGGUAAAUAAGUGAUCUAGCACCACGUAGCUUUAUCUUCUUCCCGGAUGCACAAAAACCCCAAAUAGGUUGUCUGCAACCUUCUUCGAACGCUUCAAUGGCGUUCAGCAAUACAUACCUCUUAUCUCCUUCUUCUCUAUACAAACUCAAUCCGGUUCUCUUCUCCGCUCGCCGUCGCAGUGUCACUUUAUCUCGAUUUCACCUUCGAAUUCCCAAACCAAGGUUUCUAGCAGUUGCUGCAUCACAAAAUGGAGGAGUAUUUACUUCUCCUGAGAUAGCGAAAUCGUUUGACUUUACUUCCGAGGAGCGGAUAUACAACUGGUGGGAUUCUCAAGGGUAUUUCAAGCCGAAAUACGAUGGGGGAGGUGAAUCUUUUGUUGUUUCAAUGCCGCCUCCGAACGUGACUGGCUCUUUGCACAUGGGGCAUGCUAUGUUCGUCACACUUGAGGAUAUUAUGAUCAGAUACAACAGGAUGAAGGGCAGACCUACCCUCUGGCUUCCUGGAACUGAUCAUGCUGGCAUCGCCACUCAGUUGGUCGUGGAAAGAAUGUUGGCUUCUGAAGGAAUAAAGAGGGUUGACUUGGGUAGAGAGGAGUUUACGAAGCGAGUUUGGGAGUGGAAGGAGAAGUAUGGUGGAACCAUUUCAAAUCAGAUAAGGCGGCUCGGUGCGUCUUGUGAUUGGACCAGAGAACAUUUCACACUCGAUGAGCAGCUAAGUCAAGCUGUUAUUGAGGCGUUUGUUAAACUUCAUGAGAAAGGGCUUAUCUAUCAAGGCUCCUACAUGGUUAACUGGUCCCCAAAUUUACAGACGGCAGUUUCUGACUUGGAAGUUGAGUACUCUGAAGAACCUGGUACUCUAUAUCAUAUCAAAUACCGUGUUGCUGGAGGUUCUCGGGAUGACUUUCUAACAAUAGCUACCACACGGCCCGAGACCUUAUUUGGUGAUACUGCUGUCGCUGUGAAUCCCGAGGAUGAAAGAUAUGCUAAAUAUAUUGGGAAGUCAGCCAUUGUUCCAAUGACAUUUGGCCGUCAUGUCCCGAUCAUUGCUGACAAGUACGUAGAUAAAGACUUUGGAACUGGAGUUUUAAAGAUAAGCCCGGGGCAUGAUCAUAAUGAUUACCUUCUUGCUAGAAAACUUGGUCUUCCUAUACUCAAUGUUAUGAACAAAGAUGGGACACUUAACGAGGUUGCUGGUUUAUAUAGCGGCCUUGAUCGUUUUGAGGCAAGAAAGAAAUUGUGGGCAGAACUUGAAGAAACAGGCUUAGCUGUCAAGAAAGAAGCACACACGUCGCGAGUUCCUCGAUCUCAAAGGGGUGGAGAAAUCAUAGAGCCUCUAGUGAGCAAACAAUGGUUCGUAACUAUGGAGCCUUUGGCUGAGAAGGCUCUCGAGGCAGUGCAAAAAGGUGAAUUAACAAUCAUGCCCGAAAGGUUUGAAAAGAUAUAUAAUCACUGGCUAUCGAAUAUUAAGGAUUGGUGUAUAAGCAGACAACUAUGGUGGGGACACAGGAUUCCCGUUUGGUAUAUCGUAGGUAAAGACUGCGAAGAAGAUUAUAUAGUUGCUAGGAGUAACGAUGACGCUCUUAGAAAAGCGCAACAGAAGUACGGAAAAGAUGUGGAGAUAUAUCAAGAUCCAGAUGUUCUCGACACUUGGUUUUCAAGUUCUUUAUGGCCCUUUAGUACUUUGGGCUGGCCCGAUGUGUCUGCUGAAGAUUAUAAGCGGUUUUACCCAACAUCAGUACUUGAAACAGGGCAUGACAUAUUGUUUUUCUGGGUGGCACGUAUGGUGAUGAUGGGGAUUGAGUUUACUGGGACUGUCCCGUUUACACAUGUCUACCUUCAUGGACUUAUUCGGGAUUCUCAAGGAAGAAAAAUGUCUAAAUCAUUAGGAAACGUCAUAGAUCCUUUAGAUACAAUCAAAGAGUUUGGUACCGAUGCUUUGCGUUUUACACUUGCUUUAGGAACCGUGGGUCAGGAUCUAAAUUUAUCAACAGAGAGGCUGACAUCUAAUAAAGCGUUUACCAACAAAUUAUGGAAUGCUGGAAAGUUCGUUCUGCAAAAUUUACCUAGCCCAAAUGACACAUCAGCUUGGGAAAGUUUACUGGCCCAUAAGUUUGAUAAGGAGGAGCAUCUGAUUGGGCUGCCUUUACCAGAGUAUUGGGUGGUUUCAAAAUUGCAUACACUCGUUGAUGCAGUCACAACUAGUUAUGACAAGUUUUUCUUUAACGAUAUUGCACGGGAAUUAUAUGACUUCUUUUGGGGUGAUUUUGCUGAUUGGUACAUUGAAGCAAGUAAAGCACAUCUUUACCAAUCAGAAGAUAAAGAAAUUGCCUCUAUAUCCCAAGCUGUUCUUUUAUAUGUUUACGAAAAUAUAUUAAAGAUGCUCCAUCCAUUUAUGCCUUUUGUUACCGAAGAAUUAUGGCAGGCACUUCCUAAUAGGAAAGAAGCUUUAAUAGUGUCUCCAUGGCCUCUUACUUCACUUCCACGUAAUCUCACCGCCAUAAAAAGAUUUGAAAAUUUGCAAGCUUUGACGCGAGGAAUAAGAAAUGUGAGGGCUGAAUAUUUUGUUGAGCCUGCAAAACGAAUAUCCGCAUCUAUCGUUGCUAAUUCUGAAGUCAUCCAGUAUAUUUCUAGAGAAAAGGAUGUAUUGGCUCUUCUGUCCAGACUCGAUUUGCAAAGCAUCCAUUUUACAGAUUCGCCCCCAGUGGAUGCAAAUCAAAGUGUUCAUCUUGUGGCCGGGGAAGGUCUAGAGGCAUAUCUUCCUCUUGCAGAUAUGGUAGACAUUUCCGCAGAAGUUCAACGGUUAUCCAAACGCCUUACAAAGAUGCAAAACGAAUACAAUGCACUCGUGGCGCGUUUGAGUUCUCCCAAUUUUGUUGAGAAAGCUCCGGAGGACGUUGUUCGUGGGGUCCGUGAGAAGGCAUCGGAAGCAGAAGAAAAAUUGAAUCUUACGAAAACCCGUCUGUCUUUUCUUCAAUCGACGAUUUUGGUCUCGGAGUAGAUGUGAUUCUUGGCAUCUUAGGGUUACCGGUUUAGAUCUGUCCUGGUAAUGCCUUGGCCAGUUUUGUACUAGCUGUAACCAUUCCUCCCAUUAAGGCUGUUAAAGCAUGAAAGUUUAAUUAAUUAAUUUAUUUACCUAAAAAUGUUUUCUUAUU